This is a messenger RNA of Oppiella nova, 1050 nucleotides long. NCBI's taxonomy places the organism in Eukaryota, Metazoa, Arthropoda, Arachnida, Sarcoptiformes, Oppiidae. The record is from the annotation of a GenBank genome assembly.
AUGCAAACCCAAACUAAAACAAUGACUAAAAAUGAGAUAACCCUUCUAUUAUUGGGUGAGUCUGGUGUGGGAAAGUCUACUUUCAUCAAUGCCUUUGUUAAUUAUAUGACUUACGAGACAAUGGCUGAGGCCAAGGAUCAGCCUCACUGUCUAAUACCCGUCUCAUUCACGGUAUCAGAUGAGGAGACCUAUGAACUCAAAACUAUUAAGUUGUGUCCUCACGAAGACCCCAAUGAAAACACUACAGACAGCACCAGAUCGGCCACACAAACCUCCCGGUGCUAUAGGUUCACUGAUGGCAACAUAACUCUGAAUAUCAUCGAUACCCCCGGUAUUGCGGAUACAGAGGGCAUUGAAAGAGAUAAUAAAAAUAUGGAAAAUCUGUUGAACUUUAUUAGCAAUUAUCGUGAGAUUAAAGCCAUUUGUGUGCUCUUAAAGCCUACCGAAGCCAGAAUUGGCGCACUUUUCAAAUAUUGUUUGUUACAGUUAUUUAAUCACUUGAAUAAGUCUGCGGCCGAUAACAUACUGUUCCUCUUCACCAACACCCGGUCUACACGGUAUUCACCGGGAGAUACGGGACAUGCGUUGAAGUCGCUGUUAAACACCCUUAAAAACAAACCGCCAAAUGUGGACAUACCUUGUAAUAAAAGUAAUACAUUUUGUUUUGAUAACGAGUCGUUUCGUUACCUGGCGGCUACUGUUCCUCCAAAUGAUUUGGUGUUUAGCGACGAUUUAACGCAAGAAUAUAUUCGGAGUUGGAAUCAAUCCGUUGAAGAAUGUGCUCGACUACUCCAAUACAUCGUAUCCCUUACUCCUUAUAAUGUGAUGGACACUAUAUCCCUCAAUAACGCUAAACAAAAUAUCCAGCUAUUGAUUGAACCAUUGGUCGACAUAUCGAAAAAUAUCGCCGAAAACAUAAUUGAUUGCGAGAGACAGAUGAGUGUAAUAAAGAAAUUUAAGGGCGACAUACAGGAGCUGAACACGAUAGUAGGCGUUCCUUUCAAAUCAUUGAAACCUAAACUACUGGACAAUCCGUGCACUGCAAUGUGA